AUGAACUCUAGGAUUUUUAGAUUCUUUUCUCAGUUGAAAUUCCCACCGACCUACCCUGAGGACCUUUCAGCCUUCAAAAGGAUGGUUUAUUACAGAUGUACAAGGGCCGGCAUAAAAGAGGUGGAAUACAUCUUGAAAGAGUGGGCUGACUUAAACUUGGAACAAAUGAAUAGAGAGCAGCUCAUCCAAUUCCAAGAUGAAGUUUUGAAUACAGAGACUCCCGAAUUACUGAAAAUCUUGAUGGGACAAUCUGAGCAUCAAGACAAAUUUUAUUUGGUAAAUUUGAGAAAUUACGUGGAAAGUAAACUUAAUUCACAGUCUAAUCCAUAA
Molecule: messenger RNA, 330 nt
Organism: Blepharisma stoltei
Lineage: Eukaryota; Ciliophora; Heterotrichea; Heterotrichida; Blepharismidae
Source: the annotation of a GenBank genome assembly